AUGUCGGUUUAUGUUAGCGAGACGAGUCUCACGACACCUCGUACUUGUGGAGUCUCAGCGCUGACAGAGACAAUUAGGGCUUCAAGCCAGCAUCAGCAGCAGCAGGCUGCAGCUAGCAGCAGGCAAGCUAGUAGCCAGCAGCAAGAGCAGAGCACAGGCAGCUCAGCAGCUGCUGCAGAGCAGCAGCAGCUGCAGCAGCAGGGCAGCACAGCCUGCGCCAGCCAGGAGCCAGCAGGCAGCAGUGUAAAGCAGCAGCAGCAAGCAGCUCCAGCAGCAGCAGCUGGCAGCUUAGGCAGCAGCAGCACAAGCUGCUGCAGCAGCAGCAGCUCAGCCAGCAGCAGCAGCAGUAGCUUGUAUAAGCGCAGCAGCAUAUGCAGCCACGCAGCAGCAGCAGCUGCCAGCUUAGCAGCAGCAGGGGCAGUGGCAACAGUGCACAGGCAGCAGCUGUCCCUACAGGGAGAAAUGCCACCGCGACGUGUAACGAGAUCCACUCCGGCAUCACCCUUUGAGGUGAGCCAGAGCAGUCUGUGGUCGGAUGAGGUUCAGGAGCUUGCGUGCUCCAAGGUGAGCGCGUUAGAGGGCUAUGCAGAGGCAGACGGAGAACAUAAGAGGUUGCAGGAAUUGGUGUCGCAACAGGCGGACGAACAGCAGCUUUGGGAAGUCAGGAUGUACCUUAUCGCGGAUCCGCCAGUGUAUUAG
Molecule: messenger RNA, 699 nt
Organism: Ananas comosus (pineapple)
Lineage: Eukaryota; Viridiplantae; Streptophyta; Magnoliopsida; Poales; Bromeliaceae
Product: serine/threonine-protein phosphatase 4 regulatory subunit 3-like
Exons: 3
Coding region: 1-699 (232 amino acids)
Source: RefSeq, a predicted model, not a curated record